AUGCCGUCGAGCCCACAUUUGUUGGAAAUUUCGUCUCCAUGGCUACAAACGACCGACAGCUCCGCUGUUUGGACACAGGCCCCUCUCGAUAAAAAGCCGUCAACUGCCGUCAGACGAACCCUCCGUGCGCCUGAAGGCACGGGGUCGCGUUAG
Messenger RNA from Pyricularia grisea, 153 nucleotides. RefSeq lists its product as uncharacterized. The coding region runs from base 1 to 153 and encodes 50 amino acids. Lineage: Eukaryota; Fungi; Ascomycota; Sordariomycetes; Magnaporthales; Pyriculariaceae. The transcript has a single exon. The record is from RefSeq and is a predicted model, not a curated record.